Molecule: messenger RNA, 952 nt
Organism: Apus apus (common swift)
Lineage: Eukaryota; Metazoa; Chordata; Aves; Apodiformes; Apodidae
Gene: CSDC2
Product: cold shock domain containing C2
Exons: 4
Coding region: 31-792 (253 amino acids)
Biological process (GO): regulation of mRNA stability
Cellular component (GO): cytoplasm
Molecular function (GO): mRNA 3'-UTR binding
Source: RefSeq, a predicted model, not a curated record
CUGGCCCUGACGUCAGGGGAAGGCGUGUGGAUGCGUGUGUGUGUGUGCGAGGCGCAGAUCAUAUACACAUCAGAUAGCGCAGACCCCUCAGCGGGCAGGCAGCCCGAGAAAGCCCCCCAGAGCCGGGCUGCAGACGAGACCGCUGCUCCUCGGCAGACAGCGGAGGAGCGUUCGGCCCCGGCCAGCACCGAUGCUUUGCAGAGCGCAGCUCCAGGGAGCUCGUCGCUGCUAAGGAGGUCGCAGGCAGCAGACCUGCACACCGGGGCACCCUUUCUCCCACCACCUGCACACCUGCCUGUCCUCAAGACGGAGGAGCCCGCCGGCCCCACGAUGUCCUCAGAGCCCGGCGCCCCGCCGGCGGUGCCGCCCCUGCACUCCCCCAAGUCACCGGUUUGGCCCACCUUCCCCUUCCAGAGGGAGGGCAGCCGCAUUUGGGAGCGGGGCAACCUCCUGCUGCGGGACCUGCCCAGCCCCCUUCCCACCAAGAGAACCAGGACCUACUCAGCGACGGCACGUGCCUCUGCCGGCCCCGUCUUCAAGGGCGUCUGCAAGCAGUUCUCACGCUCCCAGGGCCACGGGUUCAUCACCCCCGAGAACGGCACAGAGGACAUUUUCGUCCAUGUGUCUGACAUUGAGGGAGAGUACGUCCCCGUGGAGGGGGAUGAGGUGACAUACAAGAUCUGCCCCAUCCCUCCCAAGAACCAGAAGUUCCAGGCGGUGGAGGUGGUCCUCACCAACCUGGCACCCCACACGAAGCACGAGACGUGGUCCGGACAGAUCAUCGGCUCCUAAGGCGCCCAGGGGGGGCUGCCGGCCGCUCAGCCCCAUGGCACAAGCCUGCCUGCCCUCUCACGGGGGGCACGGGGCAGCCGAGGUGCCAGCGGGGCCGGGGCUGCCCCCAAACACACAGGCGUUUGCGUUCGGUGUCUUUUAUAAGGUUAUGGUUUCCUUU